Messenger RNA from Electrophorus electricus (electric eel), 5367 nucleotides. The record is from RefSeq and is a predicted model, not a curated record. NCBI's taxonomy places the organism in Eukaryota, Metazoa, Chordata, Actinopteri, Gymnotiformes, Gymnotidae.
UGUGCGUGUGUGUCACUGCAUGAGCAGCGCACAUCCAGAUGCAGCGUUGAUGCUCUGCUGUGUUGGUGUUGUUUUGUAGCGCUUGAGCAGUAAGGCAUGUUAGGUCAACGCUUCCUCGGUGCAGGCUGUGUGUAUUCGCUCAUUGACGUUUGUACGGAAUUUUCAACCGAUUAAGCUUUGGAUGUUGUUGCUUAUAGCCUACUUAUUUGCUGAAUAAACGUAUCUGUCUAAUAAACGGUAUUUUGGGAAAACAUGGUUUUAAACUGGUGUCAGGUAUCUAGAGCGUAAACUGCUCAUGGAAAUAAAACGGUACCAACGCUACUUGUAAAAAAUAUCCUUCCGUGACAGGACCGCGAACGUGAAGAUGGCGACCGGAGCGGGGUGGCAGCAACCGUACAGCUCUGCUCCGGGCAACUCUGCUCCUGCUCCUGGACCAGGCAUCAGUCCGUCAACAUCUACCAGUCUAUUUUAUGAAUCAGGGCUCACAAUGGACUACACUCAAGAUCUGCACCUGAAGAUGAGUAAGAAAAUAGCACAACUAACGAAGGUCAUUUAUGCACUCAACACCAAGAACGAUGAGCACGAGGACGCGAUCCAGUCUCUGAAGGAGGCGCACGACGACGAGAUCCAGCACAUCCUGAACGAGACGCGGGAGAAGAUCCUGCAGUACAAGGGUAAGACGGGCGAGGAAGUGGAGCUGAAGCGGCGGCUGCAAUCGCUGGAGGACUCGCUGGAGCUGCAGGAACACGUGAAGCGUCAGGCGCUGGCCGAGUUCGAGAUGUACCGGCGUCGGGUGGAGGACACGCAGCUGUGCGCUGAGGCGCAGCACACGCAGCGUGUGGUCUCCAUGUCGCGCGAGGUGGAGGAGAUGCGGCGCGACUUCGAGGAGAAGCUACGCACCUUCACCCAGACACAGGCCCAGUUCGAGCAGGACAAGCAGCGAGCGCUGGAUGAGCUCCGCUCCGCCCACCGGCAGGAGCUGCAGGAGCUGCUGGAGGGCCGGCAGCCUGGCCAGGGUGCCACCUGCUGGCCGGACCAGGAGAAGCUGGCAGAGCUGCAGCGCGGUGAGCUGGAGGCACUGAUGGAGCGGGUUGAGGAGCUGACGCAGGGCAAGGUGCAGCUGGUGGAGGACUACGAGGCCAAGCUCUGCAAGGCUCAGGCCUUUUAUGAGCGAGAGCUGGAGGCCAUGCGCCGUGCCCAGCAACUCACCACCGAGAACCUGCUGGCCUGGAAGAGGACGGAGGUGGAGCUGAGGAAGGAGUUCCAGGUGCAGGAGAUGGCGCUGCAGAGGAACCUUUGCAAGCUUCGCGCUGAGCUACAGAGGGGCCAGGAGGAGGCACGAGAGAGCCGGGACAAGACCAACAGGCUCCAAGCGUCUCUCAACAACGCUGACGUCACAAUCCAGGAGUUACACAAACAGCUGGAGGAGGCUGUACAGGAUGGAGAAAUUUGGGUGAUGCAGCUGAAAGAUACUGAGUAUGAGUUGGAGAGCAGCCGGGAUCGAGUGCAACAGCAGGCCACUGAGAUCCUUCACAAAGCCAGUCAGAUCGGCUCUCUGCAGGCCACACAGAUGGGCUGUGAAGCCACAAUCCGAGACCUGCACCUGGAGCAGAGUCACUUGAAGGAGAAGAUCGUCCAGCUGGAGGAGGAGAAAGGGAGGCUCCAGAGCCAGAGUCACACUCUGGAGGAGCAGCAACGCCAGCACAUCCUCAGCCUGGAGAAAUCCCUACGUGAGGAGAAGCGCUCCUGUGAGCUGGAGCUAGCCCAAGCCCAAGCCAAGUAUGAGGAGGAAGCGGCACACAUGAAGGAGGACCAGGCCAAGGCUUUGGAAGAGCUCAAUGAGAAGCACCGGGUCCAGCUUGAGAGUGCCUGCAGCGCAGCUGAGAGAGAGAAGAACCAGCUAUUAAAUGAGAUGAGGCAGCAGUAUGAGAUUCGGCGUCUCUCACUGGAAGAGCAGAGGAACCACCUGCAGCAGCAGCUGGACACCCUGCGGGAGGAACUCACUGCCAAGCUCAACAUAGCCAACCAAGAGGUGUCUCAUCUGAAGGAGCUUUUCAAGGAAAGUGAAGACAACCUGAAUUCUGCAGAGAAUCACAUCUCUCGCCUGAAAGAGAACCAGGAGAACCUGCUAAUUGAGUUGGAUGCAACCAGGGCCCGAGUGAGGGAGACCAGCACGGUUCUCACAGACUUACAGGAAGAGAUUGAGAGCCAGAAACAACGACAUGAGGCCCAGAUCAUCAACAUUAAAGCCGAAGAGAAACAGAAAAUGGACAAAAUCACUGAAGAGUUGGAUCAAAAGUGGACUGAUGCGCUGAGGGCAGAGCUGAAGGGGCUGCGAGAAGAACUGAACAACGAGCAUGAGGCCGACAGACAGGCGGCUCUGGGCGAGCUGUCCCAGCAGCGGGACCUGGAGAUGAUGUCGGCCAGGGAGAACUGGCACAGGAAAGUGGAGGACCUCCUGCAACAGAUCUCCAUGCUGAAACAGAGUCUACAGCUACAGCUGUCCCAGUCCAAGAGCGCCCUGCAGCAGCUGCAGACCCAGUUCAGUCAGGAGCGUGAGCACUUGGCCCAGGAGCUGCAUGAGAUGGCACUGGAGCACCAGCACCACGAGCACCGUCUGCAGAAGGCUCACUGCUGUGCCAUGCAGGAACUGGAGGAGGCGUGCCAGCUCGAGCUCAGGGAGCUGGAGGAUCGUCUAAAGCAGGAACAGAGAGAAGAACUUCAGGUUUUGAGAGAGGCCCACAGACAGACCCUGGAGAUUCUGCGUCAGCAGGCUGACCAGGAGCUCCAGACGCUGCGUUUUGAGCUAGAAGAUGAGGGCAAAGCCAUGUUGGCCUCUCUGCGUUCUGAGCUGAAUCAUCUGCAUGCUACCGCUAUAGAGCACCUAAGACAGGUACACCUGCAGGAGAACACAGCCGCCAAACGAGAGCUGGACAACACUUUAGAGCACUGCAAACAGCAUGAGCAGGAUCUGAUGAGUCACAUCUCAGACCUUCAGCAGGAGGUGAACUGCCGAAGGAACCGCAUCGCUGACCUGGACCAUGAGAUCCACUCACUGAAUGAGACUGUCCACACACUGACCAAAGAGUUGGAACUGAAGGGCAAAGAGGUGCUGCGCGUGCGCAGUGAGGCCAACCUGCAGAUCAGGGCCCAUGAACAGGAUCUGUCUAAGAGGCUUGAGAGAGAGAUAGGAGAGUUGAACGCUACCCAUAACAGAGAAACACAGAUCAUGCUUUCAGAUUUCAACAAAGCCCAGGAGCUCCUAAAAGACAAGAUCUCUGCUCUCCAAAUUCUGUUGGAAGGAACAGAGGAGAAGUUCAGGAAUAGGGAGAGCCGAUCAGAAGAUCUGCAGACCAUCGCUGAGCUCCGAGAAAUGGUGGUGGAGAGAGAGACUCUAGUUAAGAAGCUGGUGGAUGAUAAGAAGUUCUACCAGCUGGAGCUAGUGAACCGAGAGACGAGCUUCAGCAAAGUGUUCAACACUAAUCCCAACGUGGGGGUUAUUAAUCCCCUUGUAAAGCAUAAGGGUAAAAAAGCAGCACACAGAUUCAUCAGCUCUCCAAACCUAAGUGUUGUGGAAACAGAAGGGAGGGGGGCAGGGCCCAUGCAGCCUACCUGCCUAGAGUCUGUCCCCAGCUCCCCCAGUCAGCAUGCUGAGCACAAAGCUCAACCCCCUCCAAGUGCUCCGUCCCAGGCCCAGCCCACCGAGAGGUGAGCCCCACCUCGUCAUCCAGCGUCUGUCCUCUCACGCACCCACAGCAAACAAGAGACGUGCUUAGCCCACUGAUCCGUCCGCCAUUGAUCACGCUGUGUCUCAAUCCCUCAGUAACUGUGGAAGAAAUGUCACUUGGUUUCUUUUCAUUCCUCUGUUUGGUUUGGGGUUUUUGGUAGGAAAAAAAAAAACGAAAACAGAGCGUGCAAAGUGAUGUGUCGGUGUGCUUACCUCACUCUCCGAUGCAUCUUGGCCAUAAACUGUGCACGGAGAAUGUUCGUGUCCUGUACUGACUUUAAUAAGCAUGGCAGUUCCUGCACAUAAGUCCUAUUUCUGUGUCCUUGUCUAUGUAUGGGCAGCGAUUGGAGUGAAUUUACAGGCUACACAAAUAAGCCAUGUCUUUCCAGAAAGGGGGUGACUGGCAUCACUGUAAACAGUGCGUGAUCUUGAAAUGCCAUUGGAAUGUGGAAACAAGCAUGCAGUGGCCUGGCGUCCAGUGUCCAUUGUUUUCAGGGAUUUGCAUGUUCGACUAGGUGGAUGUGCCGGACAGCAGCACCGCUGUGCACGUGAGAGGAGCUCUCAUCUUCUCAUCCGUCUUCCUAUCAUAUCAUUCCGGCUUUGGUGUUUUAUGUUGAAGGCAGUUGUGCGGCUUACGUAGAGUGCAACACUUACACUACUGGGCUCUGUAUACAUAUCUCUAAACUUUACAAUUAAGCAGUUUUGGCAGAAAAAUCAGAAACUUUGAAUCAAAUAAUGCUAUUAGGCAGGUUAUUUUAUUUGUAUUUUAUUGUGUUGCUUACUAUGACACAGAGUAUGAGAUGUUUAUGUUUGUAAAGAGACUUGAUGAAGAGCACAGCUGGCUUGCAUUUCUUUCUUCCUCUUUCAUUUUGUGCAUGGCCCACUUUUAGUGGAGAUGACGAGGGAUCAGACGAGGAUAGAGUGAAUCUUUUCUGGUGCCUUUUCUUGUGGGACACGGAGUGCUGUGUGCUGGUGCCCCGUGUGUGGAGUAAUUGUUGCUGGUUGAAUUCUGUGCAGCCCUCGUGAGAUGGAGGAUUCGACAGUAGCGCCAGAGGAGCCGCAGCAGGACCUGGCGUCUCAGUACUUCUCCUUCUAAUUCUUCUCAAGACGCUCCACAGAACAGCAUGUGAAACAUAACACUCUUCAACACUCCAUUAGUGUGUUAAAUACUUCACUGUGAAUUUCGCUUCCUGGGUUCUUUUUUUAAUAGUGUACCUUUGACUCGGGCAUUUAUGCAAUACAAGAGGAAAUGCAGGAGAUCUGAUUUAGUUACACAAACAUCUCUUUUCCUGAUGGACCGAAACUGUUGGAAUACCCGUUUUAAAAAUAAAUUGCACAGUGUUUAUAUUUAUAUUAUAUUGUCUUGUUACAAACAAUAAACCAUCAAUUGUAAAGCAAUGUUUGUAUCUUACCCCUCAAAACCCAAACCAAAUAUUGUUUAAAAAGUGCAUGUCUUUGGCUUUGUUAAAUUGAAUUACAUAGUUAAAAUGAACAGGUAUAGUAACAGAAUAUACUUGGCUGCAAAUUCAGAUACAGCAAUCAAAUCUUGUCAAACCUCCAUUUAACAAUAUUAGGUGAAACUAAAUGUUUUUGUAAAAAAAACAAAAAAAAAACAGGCAAGUCUCAGUAACAGAUACAAA